This is a messenger RNA of Yamadazyma jaroonii, 2637 nucleotides long. NCBI's taxonomy places the organism in Eukaryota, Fungi, Ascomycota, Pichiomycetes, Serinales, Debaryomycetaceae. The record is from the annotation of a GenBank genome assembly.
AUGUCAACCAAAGAGAAGACUCCCGAGGAUAAGAAACCGGCUCAAAAAAAGAGAACGGCCAUGGCUUGUAUUCGAUGUAGAAGUAGACAUAUACGAUGUCCUGGUGGUACUCCUUGUAAGAAAUGUCAACUAGCCAAGACCAAAUGUGAAUAUGUUGAAGCCGAUAAGAAGAUCGUGGUAUCUAUGAAGUACAUGAGUCGUUUACAUGACGAUAUAGCUCGUUUAAAGAAGGAAAAUGCCACCUUAAGAACCAAUUUGAGGGAAGAAGAGAAUAAACGUAUUAAGGGAAGUCCUCAAGUCAAUUCGUUUGAAUAUAAUUCAAAGACUCCUCAUAAUCAACAACUUUUUAAUGAAGCUACCAGCUCAGGGUUUAAUACGGGUGAAGUGAUCCAACCAACUUUGGAUAAAUAUGGUCGUUUGAUUCAAUCGAGAACUGGUGAAAGACUUUAUGUUGGGUCUUCAUCAAUGACAUUAUUUGGAUUGGAGAUUCAAAAUAUGGUACCGCCAAAUUAUCAAACCCAACCUCAAGAUUCCCCCACUAUGACUCCAACCAUCGAAACUCCCAUGUCUAAUAGAGAAGCGGAAAUUCUUGAAAAAGAGGGUAAUGCUUAUAAGAUCGUUUUAGCUAAAACCAACACUCGUCCGGGAUUAUCCAUAAACUUCCAAUUACCAUCAUACUCCUAUGCCAUGUUACUAGUGGAUAAUUUCAUCAACUAUAACGAUGGAUGUUUCUAUUUCUUCAAUGAAGGAUUGGUUAAAAGGUAUAUAACUAACUUGUAUCAAGGUAAUACCGAAGAGAAUAAGAAGAUCAUGAAGCGGAAUCUCACCAACUAUAAACGUCAAGAAUCCGAUGAAAAUUCAAUCAAAAAGGAUAGAGAUGAUGAGACCAUUCUUGAGACUAUGUGGUUUUGUAAGAUUUUAUUGAUCUUUGCUACCGGGGAAAUGUAUUUGGGUACGGAAUCCGAUGUCCAUCUUAAAGAACUGAUUAAUAGAUAUAAGGAAGAGCAGAAGAAACAAAAAGAUGACAAAAAGGAUCCAGGAAAGAAACAUACAUUCCCUAAGAAUACCUUACCAGGAUCAGGAUACUUUUAUCAAGCAUCGGAACUUUUCACCGGUCUUUUUGCUUCGGGAGCUAUCGAUAACAUCACUAAAGAUGGUGGUAUUGAAGUAAUGCUUUUGUAUGCUUUCUUCUUACAAGUAGCUGAUUGUACCAUUGCAUCAUAUUUCUACUUUGGGUUAGCUUUAAGAUCAGCUUUGAUCCUUGGAUGGCAUGUGGAUGCCGAAAAGCAUUCUAUAGAUAGAUUUGAACUCGAACAUAGAAGAAGAUUAUGGUGGACAGUUUAUAUGUAUGAAAGAAUGUUAUCAUCAAAAGCAGGAUUACCUUUAAGUUUUGCUGACGAUAGUGUAUCGACGGAACUUCCGAAAGACAUUGACUUAACUUUGGAUGAUUUCCCUAAGGAUGAGAAUGAUGUUAGAGGGUUCUUCAUCUUCCCAUCAGCAGAAUAUAUCAAUAAUUGUGUCACCAUCACCCAAAUCAAUGCCAUUAUACUAUCAUGUUUAUAUACCAAACAACCCACCAUUAACAUUCUUCCGGUAGUUUCCGAUCUAGUCCAUCGAUUGAUGAACUGGAAAAACAAUCUCCCGGAGUUCUUAAAGAUCGAUUUCCAAACUGAUGAUCUUAAGAUCUCCAGAUUAGUGGUCAAUCUUAUGACGGAAUAUUUCCAGGGUAUCAAUCUUGCUGUCAGACCAUUAUUAUUCCAUUUCGCUACGAAGAAAUUGAAGGAAUUACAAACAUUCAGUAACAACAAUAAGUAUGUGGACUUAACUAAAUACUCCAAGAAUGUAUUAACGUUAUUGAACGCUUCAUUCCAGGCUUCUAUCAACACCGUAAGAUCAAUAUGGGCCCUUUUACCAGAAAAUAUGGUCGCCUUAUUUGGUUGGAUGGAUAGAGAAUAUUUAUUCACAUCUUCCUUAACGUUGAUUUUGUUUAACUCCUCCUUUGGGCUUCAUGAUUCCACUAAAGAACAUUUGGACCAUGCGUUGAUUAUUUUCACUCGCAUGAAGAAGUUAGGGAACUAUCCUGCUGCCGUAAGACGAGCCCAGUUAUUGAAAUUGAUCAGUGUAUUGGAUUUCAAUGGGGUAAUGCAUGACUUAUUGGUCAAACAUGACGAUGAGAAGUUAUACGCCACAAGGAAGUACCCGGAAGAAUCUAAUGACCCCGACAACCGUACACCACAUAGUGUUGAUAUGAAGAAUGAUAUUGACCUUGAAAUACCAAUGGAUGAAUCCAUGGACUUACACAAUGAUUUGAUCUCCUCCAAGGCUAACCUCACGUUUCAUCCAGACAAUGCCCAUGAACUUGAGAGCAUCUAUGAGGGAGAUAUCAUGGGUAUUGAAGGAUUCUCUCAUUUCAAUGAAGAACAGAAAUUAUGGAAUGAAAUCACCAAUGAUGCUGUUUGGUUAAACCCUUCGUCUAAUUCUAGAACCCAACAAGAAGACGCUAUUCAUGAAGCUUUACACGAAGCUCCAACGGAAGAAAUCAGUGAACUUUUAAGUUCCAUGAGACCAGAACUAACUCCUGGUGCUUACAGUGAUAUCGUCAGCCAUGAAUUCCAAGACAUGGAAGAGAUGAGUUGA